Molecule: messenger RNA, 1659 nt
Organism: Eutrema salsugineum
Lineage: Eukaryota; Viridiplantae; Streptophyta; Magnoliopsida; Brassicales; Brassicaceae
Exons: 10
Coding region: 1-1659 (552 amino acids)
Biological process (GO): DNA replication; DNA recombination; DNA repair
Cellular component (GO): nucleus
Molecular function (GO): DNA binding
Source: RefSeq, a predicted model, not a curated record
AUGUCGAUUUUUAAAAGAAAAUCAGCAUCUAAUGUUUUCGUUAGGGAUUUACGUCCUGGCUCUGAUAACUUUGUUAUCAAAGUUAAUAUCCUCAAUGUUUGGGAUGGAUUCAAAGGCAGAGGGGGGUGUUCACUUGAGAUGGUCUUGGUUGAUCAAGAGGGUGAUAGGAUACAAGCAACUGUUGAAAGAUUUUUCGCUAAAUCUUUUCGUAAAGAUUUGGUCAAGGGGAGAUCGGUGCUUAUCAAUACUUUUAAGGUUGUUGAGUAUAAUUCUGAGUAUCGAACUACACGAACACCUUUCAAGAUAGUGUUCUAUGCAACUACGACUGUCUCUGGAUGCUUGGAUUUUCCUCAAGAGGUUCCCGAGAAAUAUAUGAAAAGUUUUCCAGAUAUUUUAUCAACUGAUUUGGACAAUGGCUAUUUGAUCGACGUGGUCGGACAAAUCGUAAGAGUUGGUCAUGUUGAGGACGUCAUGGCUCAAGGAAAACGUCGUUCUAGACUUAAGAUUUAUCUUAGAGAUGAGAGCGAUCUACAAUUACCGUGUACUCUUUGGGCUGAUUACGCAAAAGAAGUUGCUGAUUACGUUAAACGUAAUUGUGCAUCCGUCGUUGUGGUUAUUAUAAGGCUUGCAUGUAUCGAAAACUAUCGAGGUGAGAUGAGCGUCUCAAAUGCUUUUAAUACAACUCAGGUUUUGUUUGAUCCAGUGUGUCCUCUGGUGGCGAAAUUCCGAUCUGAGUUGCCUCAAGAUAAGUAUAUUCUCAUUCCUAACGAAGAUGAUUGGGGUGUAGAUUCUAAAGAUUCAUUAAACGAUGAAUUUUUGGGAACUAAUAUUAGGCGAAAGUUAAGUUCUAUACAUUCGAUCGAUACGGUUGGUAAGUAUGUGACAUUGGCGACCAUACGCUCGGUUACCAAUAGUAAUUCGUGGUAUUACAUAGCAUGCAAGAAGUGUGAAAAAAAGGUUCAUCCUAUCCCCGAGAGAGACCAUGCUCCUUCGCCGCCGUCUUGGAGAUGCAUUAAUUGCAAUAGUAAUGUUUCUGAGUCUGAAGUUAUUGCUAGUUUCUUUCUGUUGUUGAAGGUGGACGAUGGUUUUGGAGGGACGGCAGUCUUUGUCAUGUUCGACAAAAUUGCUCAAAAAUUGUUUAAGAAGACUGCCGAGGAAGUUUUCGAAGAAUCUGUUGGGGAUAAUUCGUCUGGACUGCCUCAAUCUCUGCGUGAUCUAACAAGAAAAGAGUUCCUUUUUAAGGUUGUUAUAACAGAAGAUAAUGUCAAAAAGGUUAAGACUUUGUUUUCGGUUGACCGGAUUACAUCUGAUGACUAUAUGAUUCAGACGUUCUGUAGUCAGCCUCCGCUUUUGGAAACCUUUGUUGGUGAAGAUAGAGGAGCACAUAUCGAGAAAACUCUGCCUGCCUGUUCUAAAAGUGAUUGUGAUGAUCCUCAUGUCAGUGUUAAUGUAAAUGCAGAAGCUUCUAUCGAGAAGAUUGUACCUGCAUCUUCUAAAAGUGACUGUGAUGCUCCUGAUGACAUUGCUAAACUAAAUACAGAUGUUUCUAUGGAGAAGACAGCUUCUGUGAGUUCUAAAAGAGAUCGUGAGGAUCCUGACGUCAUUGCUACUCCUGUCAAAACAUCUGGAUCUAGAAGGAAGAAGAAUUCUAAGUCAUAG